Haemonchus placei is the source of this 1152-nucleotide messenger RNA. Lineage: Eukaryota; Metazoa; Nematoda; Chromadorea; Rhabditida; Trichostrongylidae. The record is from the annotation of a GenBank genome assembly.
AUGGAUCCUGUUCAAAAUGUUGGAGUUAGUGCGAUUGAAAUAUACUUCCCGAAGAAUGUCGUUAAUCAAACUGAUUUGGAAAAGUUUGACAAUUGUGCUAAAGGGAAAUACACAAUUGGACUUGGACAAGAGCAGAUGGGGUUUUGUUCUGACAAUGAAGACGUCGUCUCUAUAUCACUCACAGUGACUGAUGGCCUAUUGCGGAAAUACAAUAUUGAUCCUUGUUCUGUUGGAUUUCUCGCCGUUGGCACGGAAACUCUUAUCGACAAAAGCAAAAGCGUGAAAACAGAGUUGAUGAGGUUAUUCAAAGACAACACCGAUAUAGAGGGUGUGGAUGUCAAAAAUGCGUGCUUCGGCGGCACUCAGGCAGUGUUCCAUGCAAUUGAUUGGGUAUACGCCAACUAUUCCACAGAAAAACGAAACGCCAUUGCCGUUCUUGCUGAUAUAGCUGUAUAUGAAUCAGGUCCUGCAAGACCUACAGGAGGAGCUGGAGCUAUUGCAGUGCUCAUUACGCCGGAUGCUCCAAUUGCAUUCGAUCGAGGACUUCGAGCAACGUACAUGGCCAGUUCAUGGGAUUUUUACAAGCCAAUCGGUAAAAUUUCUUCCGAGUAUCCUGUUGUUGAUGGUCCUGUCAGUUUGCAGUCAUAUAUGAAUGCAUUGGAUAGCUGCUAUGCCUGCUACAAACAAAAAGCAUUGAAGAUUUACGGAGAAGAUAUUUCCCUCUCGUCAUUCUCAGCGGCGAUGUUUCAUUCACCGUUUGCGCGCAUGGUGCAAAAGGCAAUAGCUCGGCUGACGUACAGUGUGCUAUCACAGUCAUCGUUCGAAGAUCGAGAAGUGAUGCGUUGUCUACUGAAAGGGUCUGAGAGUUUGUGGGAACAGAAAACGAGCCCCUUUCUUGUAUUGAAUCGAAGAAUAGGUAAUAUGUACACCCCGUCACUAUUCGCUCAAUUGGUGGUGUAUUUAGCUGCAAGGCCAGUCGAUAACUUGAGUCGAAUACUGCUGUUUGCGUAUGGUAGUGGGUCAGCAUCAGCAAUGUUUUCAGUAAGCAUCAAUGACCACCAAGAGGAAUGCUUAAGCCGAAUGCGUGAAGUCUGUAGUUGUGCGGUACGUUGUGAUUUGAUAUUUUGUUAUCUGAUCUAUGCUCUCCACUAA